Molecule: messenger RNA, 1200 nt
Organism: Clonostachys rhizophaga
Lineage: Eukaryota; Fungi; Ascomycota; Sordariomycetes; Hypocreales; Bionectriaceae
Source: the annotation of a GenBank genome assembly
AUGCCCCUCAAGAUCAUCAUCGUUGGUGCGGGCAUCGCCGGCCUGGCCUCAGCAGCCAUGCUCCGAGCAGGCGCCGACGUCACCAUCCUCGAGUCCGGGGAUGCAAACCACGUUGCCGGCGGGCAGGGUCUUGGUUUCGGGCCCAACGCUGUCAAGAUCGUAGAGAAGAUUGGCUAUGACAGCCAGCGCGUGAGAGCCGUCAAGAGUAAGGGGCUCAAAGCGUAUGACGGCGCGACUGGAGCUCUGGUCAAGACCGUUCCGCUGGACACGCAGUCGACAUGGGGCGCCGACUGGCUCAUGCAGCUGCGCGCGGAUGCAAGGGAUGAGCUGCAUCGCCUUGCGGUCCAGGACGGUCCGGGGAGAACGCCAGUGCUUCGUUACAAGACCAAGGUGACAGACAUCGAUCCUGAUACUGGAAUUGUCACGCUCGAGAAUGGAGAGACUAUCCAAGGGGAUGUCAUAAUUGUGGCAGCCGGCAUCCACACCAAGAUCAAGGAAAAGAUUGUGGGCAGCAGUGAAUACGCCACAACACCCACCGGCCAGAGCAUCUUCCGGUUCCUGGUGUCUUCAGAGAAUGCCCGAAAGGCCUCUGGCCAUCUUCCUGACUGGUGGAAUCCCGAAGUCGGCGACUACCUUUCCAUCACGCGGCUCGACGAUGGUACCAACCGGGCUAUUAUUACAUACCCAGGCCGUGACUUUCAAUAUGUCAACUUUAGCUGUGCCUUCCCGAACGAGUACCUCAGCCAACGGGCUACAGAGUCGUGGUUCGCUAACGGCGACAUUAACGAGGUUUUGGACAUUUUCAAGGACUUCCCCACGUCUUAUCGAGAAUUCAUGAAAUACGCCGAGGAAGUCAAAGUGUGGGAGCUCCGAGACCAUGACCCUCUCCCCAACUAUGUUUCCGGCCGAGCUGUCUUGAUAGGCGACGCGGCGCACGCCAUGGCGCCCUUUCAAGGUCAAGGAGCCGGGCAGGCGAUUGAGGAUGCCGAGGGACUGAGGUUACUCCUCGAGCCAGGCGUGACACCGUCAGAUGUCCCAAGUAUCCUUCAGCAGUGGGAGGCGGUGCGGAAGCCCAGGGCGUCGCAGGUGCAACUCAACACUCGCGCGGCGAGCCAGAAGCUGGACGAGGUGAAUUCCUUCCAGAAUAUGAAUUACAACUGGACGUACAAUGGCAUCAGCGAGGAGCUCAAAAAGGCGUGA